UGCGAUUAUCCCCUAGUUGGAUCAGUUUUCUUUUUUCUUUAUUCUUUUAGCCCUCGGACGAGUCAGACACUGAUCUCUACGUUCUUAACCCAACUUUGGUCGCAUUCCCCAACUUCCCAAUACUACGUUUUCUCUGCUCGAAGGUACUCACUCUCGGAACUUUCUCAACAAUGGCCGAUGAAGGUUUGGCUGCUCAUAGAAGAGAACCUAUCAAGUCUUCAGUUGGAAAUGUUGCGGCACAUCGAAGACGGAAAAAUGCAGCUACUGUUGGAAAAGAAAGAAGAGAAUCAUUGGUGCGGGCAAAGCGCCUGUGUAGGGUGGGUAUUAGUGGUGAUACUGAUGUUUCUCUUGAAAAUGACAUGAUGAUUGAUGAAGAGCAAUCAAUUCUGGAAGCUCAAACUUCUUCUGCAGUAGAAGAGUUGAAAUCCUCUGUGGCAUAUCAGGGAAAAGUUGCAAUGCAGAAGAGAGUGAAUGCACUUCGUGAACUAAGGCGUUUGUUAUCAAGAUCUGAAUUCCCUCCUGUUGAAGCUUCUCUUAAAGCUGGGGCAAUACCCAUACUUGUACAAUGUCUUUCAUUUGGCUCUCCAGAUGAACAGUUGCUUGAGGCAGCUUGGUGCCUCACAAACAUUGCUGCAGGAAAACCUGAAGAAACGGAAGCUUUAUUGCCUGCAUUACCAUUGCUUAUUGCUCAUCUUGGAGAAAAUAGUUCCUUGUCUGUUGCCGAGCAGUGUGCAUGGGCAUUAGGAAAUGUUGCUGGUGAAGGGGAGAAGCUAAGAAAUGUUUUGUUAUCCCAAGGGGCCUUACUACCUCUUGCGAGAAUGAUGCUGCCAAACAAGGGUUCAACUGUGAGAACAGCUGCUUGGGCAUUGUCAAAUCUAAUAAAGGGACCAGAUCCUAAAGCUGCCACAGAACUCAUCAGAGUUGAUGGGUUAUUGGAUGCAAUUGUUCGGCACUUGAAAAAAGCAGAUGAUGAGUUGACAACUGAAGUAGCAUGGGUAGUAGUGUAUCUCUCAGCCCUUUCAAAUGUUGCUACUGGUAUGCUGGUGAAGACCGAUGUCCUUCAACUUCUCGUGGAAAGACUGGCAACAUCAAAUAGCUUGCAAUUGCUCAUUCCGGUGUUGCGAAGUUUAGGUAAUCUUGUGGCUGGUGAUUCGAACACAACUCAUGCUGUUCUCGUUCCUGGCCGUGAAAUUACAGAUCAUGUCAUAGAAGUCCUUGUGAAAUGUUUGAAGAGUGAACACCGGGUUUUGAAGAAGGAAGCAGCAUGGGUGCUAUCUAAUAUAGCCGCUGGUUCUGUGGAACACAAGCAGUUGAUAUACUCUAGCGAGGCGGUGCCAUUGCUAUUGCGCCUUCUUUCUACAGCACCAUUUGACGUAAGAAAGGAGGUAGCAUAUGUACUGGGAAACCUUUGUGUUGCCCCCACAGAAGGUGAUGGAAAACCAAAUCUGAUCCAUGAGCACUUGGUUUCACUUGUUGGUAGAGGAUGCCUGCCUGGAUUUAUUGAUUUGGUCAGAUCUGCUGAUACUGAGGCUGCAAGAGUAGGACUUCAGUUUAUGGAGCUGGUUUUAAGGGGCAUGCCGCAUGGUGAGGGUCCAAGGCUCGUUGAACGUGAGGAUGGAAUUGAUGCCAUGGAAAGGUUUCAGUUUCAUGAAAAUGAAGACUUGAGAAAUAUGGCAAAUGGUCUAGUUGACACAUACUUUGGGGAAGACUAUGGGCUUGAUGACUAGGGCAAGCAAUGCAAGCAUCUCCAGUGAUUCCCCACCUAUCUACUUCCUUGCAUGAGACAUCUCCUUUGCAUUUUCUUUGCCAAUCCUCUGUACAACAAUAAUUCACCGUCCGUGCUGAAUGGAGUAAGAUCUGAGCAGGUUUGGUUUGAACAUAUAACAUAUGGGGAGUCAGCUGUAUGGCCUCUGUUGGGCACUGUUGUAAGUUUUUUUCUUUUUCUUUUUUUUUUUCGGUGUUUUUCUUUUUCACUUAUGUAGGGAAAGUAUUCUGGAUAGCCAGAGUAAAGCUGAUUAUUGUUUUC
Molecule: messenger RNA, 2026 nt
Organism: Juglans microcarpa x Juglans regia
Lineage: Eukaryota; Viridiplantae; Streptophyta; Magnoliopsida; Fagales; Juglandaceae
Product: importin subunit alpha-9
Exons: 11
Coding region: 171-1727 (518 amino acids)
Biological process (GO): NLS-bearing protein import into nucleus
Cellular component (GO): cytoplasm; nucleus
Molecular function (GO): protein binding; nuclear import signal receptor activity
Source: RefSeq, a predicted model, not a curated record